Molecule: messenger RNA, 2244 nt
Organism: Trypanosoma rangeli
Lineage: Eukaryota; Euglenozoa; Kinetoplastea; Trypanosomatida; Trypanosomatidae
Exons: 1
Coding region: 1-2244 (747 amino acids)
Biological process (GO): Golgi organization; intra-Golgi vesicle-mediated transport; intracellular protein transport
Cellular component (GO): membrane; cis-Golgi network; COG complex
Source: RefSeq, a predicted model, not a curated record
AUGCUUUCAGAUGCGGAGUUCUCCCACCGCCUUGACGUUGCGUUGGCGCAGACGACGAAGAGCUUUCAGCACGCUAUCCCCUUUGGUGACCGCAUGGUGGAGCUCGGCGGGUCUGUUAUGGAUAACUCCAUGCGGCUUGGCACCUUAAUGUCUUGUGCCUCUUCGCCCCCUCGUGCAGGCGGGCUAAGUAACACACAGAAGGACGAGGAGGCGCAAGCCACGGAGGAGAUGUUGCGGGAAAUUGCGAAGAUUGAGAGCGAGUCCCGCGUGGAGGGUCUGCAGCAUUGGCUGGACCGUGCUUCCGAGGGACGUCGUAUGGGCGAACGGUGUCUGAGUGUCCUUAAGAACUUAUCAGGCUGUUUAGGCUCCAUGCAAGACGUCACGGGGGCUGUGCAAGAGCAAAGCAACCUCCUGAGCAGCAACGCGUCCGCGCUUAUGGUCCGGAAGACAAAACUGGAGAUGGUCCAGGAGGAGCUUGAACGGAUGAUUGGGCAUUUCACCCGCAUUGAAGUUUUGGCACAGGAAGCCGAGAGCCCUGCGCUCUCGGCCGCCUCCACACGCUACCCAGGCAUGCUGCAGGAGAUGGAGGAGGAGAUGCAUUUUCUGUCUCGGAACCCACAGCUGUUGUCCUCCAAGACGUACGCAACACGAUUGGCGCUGGCGCAGCAGCGUGCCCUUCAGUGUCUAAAGGAUGCCAUUGUGGCAUCAUUGCAGUCUGCGCAAAUUGUGACUGUGAACGCUGAGGCCUACCAAGUGUCGUUCUAUCAGCGACGGCGGAAGAGUUCAAGUGAAGCCACAGAUACGGGGGGACCUGCAGGUACUACCGCCACCACUGUAUCCUUGCCACUCCCUAGUGUAAAAGAUGGGUUGGACGCUCAAAGAUAUGUCGCAGAGUCACUUAGCCGCAUUAAUGCGAUUUUUUGCGAUAAACUUAGUGAAAAAGCCUCUCUUCGACGAAUGAUGGAGGCACGGGGAGGGGAAGUCGAUUCGACGGAUGACAUGAACGACAACGAGAUCCUUGACGCCUACCGUGAAACGCGUAUUUUAGUUGUAGGACCUCUUCUUAAAAACUGGCUAGAGGCAUGGUGUGGCGUUGAUGCGAUGGUGCAGCCAAUGCCGAAACUUGUGAAUCAUCUCACUUCUCUCAUGAAGGUUGCCAUAAUGGGAGAAAAGGAGGUCUUUGAUCGAGUAUGGCUGAGAGAAGACUUUAGCGCACGUGUUUUUCAGCAGCUUGUUAAUGGUCUUUCUAAUGAGGUCUAUCAUGUGUUCCGCUCCCAACUAUUGCAGGUGGAUGAGCUGGAGGAGUUGGCGCUAACAAUAGAGGCGAUCCAGUGGGAGAGUACGAGGCAUGAUGGUAUUGCGGAGCUCGGUGAACUGCUCAUCAAGUUAAUUCAGGACACACAGGAACGUUUGAUAUUCCGCACAAGUGUAUUUUUGCGUCAGUCGAUUAUGCGUGGUGGCCCCACCAAGGCGAUGGUGCAGGAAUUUCAAAAGGACGGUGUCACUUCGAGUGAGUCCUACAUCCCGGCUCUUAGUAACUGUGUGGCCCUCCUCCGUAUUCUUUACCCUUCUCUGGAAUUUUCCGUCUUCUCAGUCUUUGCGGAGGAAGCUAUUCACUGCACCUUAACGCAGGUGCAAGAGCUGGCGAGGCUUAUGAGUCAACAGCGAGGGGAGGACGGCGUUAUGAAAGGCGUUAUGUGUCAACUGUGUCAUCUGCUUCACCUUCGUGAGGAGCUCUCACGAAUCGACGAAAAUAUUACUGUUGUGGAGAAGCGUAUUGAUCUUAGCAAAAUUGCGCAGCGACGACUUGAAAUUGUGCAGUCUUCGCGGGAGUCCAAAAAGGAUGUGGAGACGGAAAUCAAGAUGUGCUGCGAGCGUCUGGUGCAGAUGCUCUUUGCAGAGAUCUCCGCACCGCUAUCGGGAAUCGCACGUAAAAAACCGGAGGAAAUUCAGCUUGCCGUUGCCGCAAUGGAGGAAAAAUGGACGACCCAGAAAGAAUUGCUUUGCGUGUUUAUUUCCAAUGCAACAACGCGGGAAGUUCUCCUGCGCCCUGUAAGGGCGAGACUUGACGAGCUGCUGCGCGAAACGGACUCCAUACAACAACAGCAGCAACAGGUGGUUGAACCGAGGGCUGAAGGGGAGAACGCAACGGUGGGAGGUCUGUCUGUGCCAGCGGCAACGGUCAGCACUCCCUCCGUACCCGGGUCGGGCUUCCCUGGAGUGGGAAGGGACGGAGGGAAAUAA